AUGGAAAAUAGUCUCCAAAAAAAAUGGCACAGAAGAAUAAGCGGGGGAAUGCGAGGGAAGUGGGAACCAACAUUUUUUGGAAAGAGGAGAAAAAAAACAAAAAUGUUGGAAAGUUAUGGACGCCGAAUACAACGAAAUGUGCCGCAACCUCACAAACAAAUAUUACAGACAGGAAUGAAAUGCACGUAUAUAAAUACAUAUUUACAUAUUUAUAUAUUUAUGUACACAAAUGUAUACGCUUACAACUUCAUCCCACGGGCCCUUCUGCCGUCACACACCUCUUUAAGUCGCAUUGCGGAAAACAAAAAACAAAAAAAAAUGCCACGAGGUUGUGAGAAAGCGGAUUGA
Messenger RNA from Trypanosoma brucei brucei TREU927, 348 nucleotides. RefSeq lists its product as hypothetical. The coding region runs from base 1 to 348 and encodes 115 amino acids. NCBI's taxonomy places the organism in Eukaryota, Euglenozoa, Kinetoplastea, Trypanosomatida, Trypanosomatidae. The transcript has a single exon. The record is from RefSeq and is a predicted model, not a curated record.